Molecule: messenger RNA, 3030 nt
Organism: Acanthosepion pharaonis
Lineage: Eukaryota; Metazoa; Mollusca; Cephalopoda; Sepiida; Sepiidae
Source: the annotation of a GenBank genome assembly
AUGUUGUCGGUGAUAAUACCUCUUUUCUUCUUCUUCUUCUUCUUCUUCUUCUUCUUCUUCUUCUUCUUCUUCUUCUUCGUACCAAGUCCAUUCCUUCCUGUCCUUUGUAACAAGGCCCUCUCCUGCCAUCUAUUUACAGAAGCUUUCUUCUCCUUCUAUAUGACCAUUCUAAACAUAAAUUUCUAUCUAUCUAUCUAUCUAUCUAUCUAUCUAUCUAUCUUCUUUCCGCUGACAACGAUAAAUACUGUCAAAUACUCUGUGUCUUUUACCUUCUACAUUGUAUGUAACUGCUUCUAUCUAUCUAUCUAUCUAUCUAACUAUGUGAAUCUAUUCAUAUCAGUCCAAGUUUAUUCAUAUCUAUCUAUCUAUCUAUCUAUCUAUCUAUCUAUCUAUCUAAGUUUAUUCAUAUCUAUCUAUGUAUCUAUAUAUCUAUCUAUCUAUCUAUCUAUGUCAGUCUAUUCAUAUCUAUCUCAGUUUAUUCAUAUCUAUCUAUCUAUCUAUCUAUCUAUCUAUCUAUGUCAGUCUAUUCAUAUCUGUCCAAUUUUAUUCAUAUCUAUCUAUCUAUCUAAGUUUAUUCAUAUCUAUCUAUCUAUCUAUCUAUCUAUGUCAGUCUAUUCAUAUCUAUCUCAGUUUAUUCAUUAUCUAUCUAUCUAUCUAUCUAUCUAUCUAUCUAUCUAUCGUUGUCCAUUCUAUUCAUAUCUAUCUAUCUAUCUAUCUAUCUAUCUAUCUAUCUAUCUAUCUAUCUAUCUAUGUCCAUUCUAUUCAUAUCUAUCUAUCUAUCUAUCUAUCUAUCUAUCUAUCUAUCUAUCUAUCCAUUCUAUUCAUAUCUAUCUCAGUUUAUUCAUUAUCUAUCUAUCUAUCUAUCUAUCGUUGUCGGUCUCUUCAUAUCUAUCUAUCUAUCUAUCUAUCUAUCUAUCUAUCUAUCUAUCUAUCUAUCUAUGUCAUUCAUUCAUAUCUAUCUAUCUAUCUAUCUAUCUAUCUAUCUAUCUGUCAGUCUUUUCAUCUCUAUCUAUCUAUCUAUCUAUCUAUCCAUCCAUCUCUAUUCAUCUAUCUAUCUAUCUAUUCAUAUCUAUCCAUCUAUCUAUCUAUUCAUAUCUAUCUAUCUAUCUAUCUAUCUAUCUAUCUAUCUAUCUAUCUAUCUAUGUCAGUCUAUUCAUAUCUAUCUCAGUUUAUUCAUUAUCUAUCUAUCUAUCUAUCUAUCUAUCGUUGUCGGUCUAUUCAUAUCUAUCUAUCUAUCUAUCUAUCUAUCUAUCUACCUAUGUCAGUCUAUUCAUAUCUAUCUAUCUAUCUAUCUAUCUAUCUAUCUAUCUAUCGUCUAUCUAUCUAUCUAUGUCAUCUAUUCUAUCUAUCUAUCUAUCUAUCUAUGUCAGUCUAUUCAUAUCUAUCUAUCUAUCUAUCUAUCUAUCUAUCUAUCUGUCAGUCUAUUCAUAUCUAUCUAUCUAUCUAUCUAUCUAUCUAUCUAUGUCAGUCUAUUCAUAUCUAUCUAUCUAUUCAUAUCUAUGUCAGGCUAUUCAUAUCUAUCUCAGUUUAUUCAUUAUCUAUCUAUCUAUCUAUCUAUCUAUCGUUGUCGGUCUAUUCAUAUCUAUCUAUCUAUCUAUCUAUUCAUUAUCUAUCCAUCUAUCUAUCUAUCUAUCUAUCUAUCUAUCUAUCUAUCAUAUCUAUCUAUCUAUCUAUCCAUCUAUUCAUAUCUAUCUAUCUAUCUAUCCAUCUAUCUAUCUAUCAGUCUAUUCAUAUCUAUCUAUUCAUAUCUAUCCCAGUUUAUUCAUAUCUAUCUAUCCAUCCAUCCAUAUUCUAUCUAUCUAUCUAUCUAUCUAUCUAUCUAUCUAUCUAUCUAUCUAUGUCAGUCUAUUCAUCUAUCUAUCUAUCUAUUCAUCUAUCUAUGUCAGGCUAUUCAUAUCUAUCUAUCUAUCUAUCUAUCUAUCUAUCUAUCUAUCUAUCUAUCUAUCUAUCUAUCUAUGUCAGUCUAUUCAUAUCUAUCUCAGUUUAUUCAUUAUCUAUCUAUCUAUCUAUCUAUCGUUGUCGGUCUAUUCACAUCUAUCUAUCCAUCCAUCUAUCUAUCUAUCUAUCUAUCUAUCUAUCUAUUCUAUCUAUCUAUCUAUCUAUCCAUCUAUCUAUCUAUCUAUCUAUCUAUCUAUCUAUCCAGUCUAUCAUAUCUAUCUCAGUUUUAUUCAUUAUCUAUCUAUCUAUCUAUCUAUCGUUGUCAGGUCUAUUCAUAUCUAUCUAUCUAUCUAUCUAUCUAUCUAUCUAUCUAUCUAUCUAUCUAUCUAUGUCAGUCUAUCUAUCUAUCUAUCUAUCUAUCUAUCUAUCUAUCUAUCUAUCUAUCUGUCAGUCUAUUCAUAUCUAUCUAUCUAUCUAUCUAUCUAUCUAUCUAUCUAUGUCAGUCUAUUCAUAUCUAUCUAUCUAUUCAUAUCUAUGUCAGGCUAUUCAUAUCUAUCUCAGUUUAUUCAUUAUCUAUCUAUCGUUGUCGGUCUAUUCAUAUCUAUCUAUCUAUCUAUCUAUCUAUCUAUCUAUCUAUCUAUCUAUCUAUCUAUGUCAAUCUAUUCAUAUCUAUCUAUCUAUCUAUCUAUCUAUCUAUGUCAGUCUAUUCAUAUCUAUCUCAGUUUAUUCAUUAUCUAUCUAUCUAUCUAUCUAUCUUGUCGUUGUCAUGUCUAUCUAUAUCUAUCUAUCUAUCUAUCUAUCUAUCUAUCUAUCUAUCUAUGUCAGUCUAUUCAUAUCUAUCUAUCUAUCUAUCUAUCUAUCUGUCCAUCUAUUCUCAUCUAUCUAUCUAUCUAUCUAUCUAUCUAUCUAUCUAUGUCAGUCUAUUCAUAUCUAUCUAUCUAUUCAUAUCUAUGUCAGGCUAUUCAUAUCUAUCUAUCUAUCUAUCUAUCUAUCUAUCUAUGUCAGUCUAUUCAUAUCUAUCUAUCUAUUCAUAUCUAUGUCAGGCUAUUCAUAUCUAUCUAUCUAUCUAUCUAUCUAUCUAUCUAUCUAUCUAUCUAUCUAUCUAUCUAUCUAUCUAUCUCAGUCUGUUCUAUCUCUUUUCAUCAAUAUUAA